AGGAAGUACGACCAGUGUGAGCGAGCUAGUUAGCUAGCAAACUUGCUUUCUAUUUUUCCACCCUCAAAACGGUGGUUUUAAAACUUAUUUCAACUCUAUGGAUGUGGUUUCGUUUCAGGUAGUUAACUGUUGGCAAGCCGCCAUAAAACUAAAAGAAGAAUGAUAAGUAGUUAACGUUAGUUCACUGGCUGUCAAUUGUUUAGAAUUAGCCACAUGCUAGGUUAGCAUACAUCCCAGGGCAGUUUGAGCUGUUGGGGAGAGACUGCUGAGCUGGUUCAUUAUGAAGACCAAUAAGUCAUACAAGCUUGUGCUGCACAAGAAAGGUUUUGGUGGAAGUGACGAUGAGUUGGUUGUCAACCCAAAGGUUUUCCCUCAAGUCAGUCUGAGGGAUAUAAUCGAGAUCGCACACCCGACAGAUGAAUACAGUCCUCUCCUGCUGCAGGUGAAGAGCCUAAAAGAGGACCUUCAGAAAGAGACAAUCAGUGUGGACCAGACUGUAGCACAAGCCUUCAAACUACGAGCCUACCAGGAUGUCAUUGUAAACAUCGUCAACCCAAAGGAUGUAACACUGGACCUGGUGGAGCUGACUUUCAAGGACCAGUACAUCGGCAGAGGAGACAUGUGGAGACUAAAGAAGAGCUUGGUCAGCACAUGUGCAUAUGUGACACAGAAAGUGGAGUUUGCAGGAAUCAGAGCCCAGGCCAGUGAACUCUGGGUGAAGGGAGAGAAAGUGACAUGCGGGUACAUCAGUGAAGACACAAGGGUGGUGUUCAGAUCCACAUCUGCAAUGGUUUACAUCUUUAUCCAGAUGAGUUGUGAGAUGUGGGACUUUGACAUCUACGGUGACCUCUACUUUGAGAAGGCUGUAAAUGGUUUCCUGUCUGACCUUUUUGCCAAGUGGAAGGAGAAGAACUGCAGUCAUGAGGUGACAGUUGUACUUUUCUCACGUACUUUCUACAACGCCAAAACUAUUGAUGAAUUUCCUGAGAUUCUGAGAGGGUCCAUCAGACAGGAUCACGAGGGACGUUUUUAUGAAGACUUUUACAGGGUCGUGGCUCAGAACGAGAGACGGGACGAGUGGACGUCAUUACUGGUCACUAUCAAGAAGCUCUUCAUUCAGUAUCCUGUCCUGGUGCGGCUGAAAGAAGCAGAUGGUUUUCCUGUUGGUUACAACUCCACUGCUGCUCAGGGAAACUACCUGGAGGCCAUAAACCUGUCCUUUAAUGUGUUUGACAAGCACUACAUCAACCGUAACUUUGACCGCACUGGCCAGAUGUCGGUGGUCAUCACGCCGGGGGUGGGAGUGUUUGAAGUCGACCGUCUGCUUAUGAUUCUCACCAAACAGCGGAUGAUCGACAACGGUAUUGGGGUAGACUUGGUGUGUAUGGGGGAGCAGCCACUGCACGCAGUACCGUUAUUCAAGCUGCACAACAGGACUACACCUGGAGACUCUCGUGUGGGAGACGACUAUAACCUUCCUCACUGGAUCAACCACAGCUUCUACACCUCCAAAAGUCAGAACUCAUGUAGCUCCUUCACCCCUCGGAUCAAGCUGGCUGGCCGUAAGCCUCAUGCUGAGAAAUUCAAGAGCAGCAAGGACCAAACUCUCUGUGCUCCAAAGGACUCUGAAAACAGCCUGCCUAUACAGGUGGACUACGACGCCUACGAUGCUCAGGUCUUCAGACUACCUGGUCCUUCACGAAUUCAGAGGAGCAGCAACUUCAGGAUGGGUCGAGACAAAGAGACGAGCGGGAGGAAGAGCUGGGGUGUGGAUGUCAGCACAGGCAUAGGCACGUCUCCUCCCCCUCGCUCUGGAGGUCCUGAGGAACAGCGUAGCCUGGCCUCUGAUGAUAGUCUGGGCCCCGUGUCCAACAUGCUGCUUAUACCCCGCAUGCCUCUUGUCCAGUAUGAAGUCAGCAGCUCCCUGGGUUACACCAGCACCAGAGAGUUGUUGGAGAAGAUGAUGGACUCUCAGCGGGACUCCAGUGCACCGGGCAGGUUCACAGUGGGAAGUGCUGAGUCCACCCUGCACAUCCGUCCUGGAGGUUACACCCCUCAGAGAGCACUCAUAAACCCCUUCACCCCAUCCAGGAUGCCCAUGAAGCUCACCUCAAACCGGCGGCGUUGGAUGCACACCUUCCCUGUCGGUCCUUCUGGAGAGGCAAUCCAGAUCCAUCACCAGACCAGACAGAACAUGGCUGAACUGCAGGGCAGCCAGCAGAGGGAUCCUGCCCACACCUCUGCUGAGCUCCUGGAGCUCGCCUAUCACGAGGCCACUGGAAGGCGAACAGCCUUUAGACAAGCAGGAGAGAACAGCCUUUACAUCGGUGGAGGGAUAGAAGAGUUCACUGGAAGUCCAGGGAGCAACAACAGUGGAACUAUAACCAACCGAGGCUCCACAUUUGAAGACGUUUCCGUCAGUGGUGCCGAUCCAACCCUGCUGCUGUCUGCGCCCCCGACAGUGCCCAGCUUCUGCUGCACAGUGGGGGUGGACUGGAAGUCUCUGACCACACCAGCCUGUCUGCCCCUCACCACCGACUACUUCCCCGAACGCCAGGCGCUGCAGAACGACUACACUGAAGGCUGCUAUGACCUGCUGCCGCACAGCGACCUGGAGAGGUGGGCAACAUCCUUUCUUCACAGUGAAACUGUCUAUAGCCAAUCACACUGCGCCUGCUACUGCUAAAGACACUCAACAGCUAUUCAUGAGUUCAGAUACCCAAGGGUGUGGUUUUCCACUGGAGAUCGAGGGACAUAUCUGUUCUCUUAACGUCCAGUAAAUCAAUCUUGAUCAGAUUGAUACAAGCGCUGAUACACUUACCUCAGUUUCCACUUACUA
This is a messenger RNA of Micropterus salmoides (largemouth bass), 2839 nucleotides long. RefSeq names its product GATOR complex protein DEPDC5-like. Lineage: Eukaryota; Metazoa; Chordata; Actinopteri; Centrarchiformes; Centrarchidae. Gene Ontology annotation, cellular component: lysosomal membrane; GATOR1 complex. Gene Ontology annotation, biological process: negative regulation of TORC1 signaling; cellular response to amino acid starvation; positive regulation of autophagy. The record is from RefSeq and is a predicted model, not a curated record. Gene Ontology annotation, molecular function: GTPase activator activity.